AUGUAUUCACCAACAGAGACAAUGCUGCUUACAGCUACCGAUAAUGCAGCAUGUCUUGGUUCAUUAUAUGAUGUACAUCGAGAUCAAAUACUUGAAGCAUUAGAUAUGAACAUUAUGAAAACAUCUAUUAUACAAAAUCAAAAAGUAUUAUGUACAAUUCAAAAAUAUCGAACUAAUAACAGUCCGAAUCUUGCUGAAAUAAUGGGUAUUGAACAUGAAUUAAGAUUAAGUCUAUUAUUAAACUUUAUUCCAAAGAUCGGUAUAUCACGUAUUAUUGAUUAUUCCCAUACAAUCAAUCCAUACACUCGAUGUUUUCGUUAUCAUUAUUCAGAUCGUAUAGAACAUCUCGAAAAUCUUGAUCAAACUACGAACUUAUCGCAAACGGCAUUGUCUACGAAUUCUGCAACGCAUAUUAUUUCAGGAGUAACCAUUGGCAUUGAGACCGUCGUUAUUCUCCAAUUACCAUCCGAUGAUAAAAUUACUCAUGAUAUUGAUAUUCUACUAGAAAAAAUUCGUAACUUCUUGCAAAAUAAUAUAGAGACAAUCACAUUGAUGUUAGGUGAAGAAAGCUUGUUUGAUCAGGUUCUUUCGACAACAGUCUAUUCCAACAUUCCAAAGUUAGAAAAGAUGCCCAAGUUUAUCAAUAUUUGUCGCGCGUUAUAUCCACUUAGAAUUAAUCCAAAAGAACAUCGAUUGUUAAAAUUUCAUCUUAGUCCUAUGAAAUGGUUCUUUCCAACGUGCAAUCCAGAAAGUACUCGAAACUUGCCAUUAGAGCCAGCAUUUCGUGAUAUGAUCGAACAUGAUUUAUUUCAUUCGUGGACCGUAAUAAAGCAGACGAACUCAAAACUAGACAAUCGUACUAAAGUGUUACUUGAAAAAUGUCUACCUUGGCAAAUGAUGGAUGCACAUCGAAUUUAUUCACAAACAAAAGUCUAUCACGAAGAUGUAGCUGAACGAUUACGUUCAUUGAUCGUUUCAAUACGUAGUGGUCAAAAUGUUAAUGCAGACAUUGGACAAAUAUUUCGCGAUGAAUCUUACAUUCUUUGGAGGAAACUAACCGAUGAUUUAAAUAUGUAUGUUGAUCAUUUGCAAGCAAAAGCACAAAUCAUUUAUGAAUUACAACAACUAGAAUUUGACUAUUGCAACGCACUGGAUAGUGGUAUACAAGAAGGCGAUGAUCUAAUAAAAAUCCAGCAGAAAUUGACUCGUUAUGAGUCUACUCGACAUUGUUUAUGUUCGGACGACGAUCUGAAAAGCACGGAUCUAUUGAGUUGGAAUGGUCUUCGUGAUCGACUCAUUCGUGAACAGGAAAAUCAUGUAAAACUACGCCCGAUGUAUGUCGACUUUUCGUAUUGUACAUAUAAGUUAAAUGCAACGCAGAUCAUUUCCUUGCCUAUGAAGCCAGUUCCACGACCAAGAACACUACCUAUACCUAAUUCUUCGCGAUCGACAUCAACUACGGAUACCAUCAACAUUCUACUUCUCGGUGAAUCCGGUGUCGGCAAGUCAACAUUCAUUAAUGCUCUUGUCAAUUAUCUUACCUUCGAAUGCCUUAAUCAAGCUUUGUUGAAUAGUCCAAUUGUUCUCAUACCCGUCUGUUUUCGUUUGGAUGAAGAACACUUGGUAAGAUUUCAUUUAAUCGAAGAAACCGACCAUGAAUAUUCUAAUUCGCUUGAUCAAACAAUCACACAGUAUUGUAAAUCUUAUCUAUUUCAUCUUAAUGGAACGCAAACAAAGUUACGCAUUAUCGAUACGCCAAGUUUUGAGCAAGAAAAUAUGGAACAUAUUUUAAAUUAUUUGAAUCAUUUAACUCAUGUGAAUGCACUGUGUUUUCUACUUAAAUCGAAUGUGCCACAAUUGAAUGGUUCGUUUCAAUCAUGUUUGAAACAAAUGUGCAAGUUUUUCGGUGAGAAAGUUCGUAGCAAUAUUUUGUUUCUUUUCACUCAUACUCGUUCGAUAUCCUAUACACCGGAUGACACAGAAAAUAUGUUCCGUUUCGAUAAUGACGCAUUUCGAUAUCUGGUUGCAACUCAAAAUUCAAUCGAAUUCAAUAACGAACAGAAACAUGACUAUGAAUUGAGUUGGCAUCAUUCGAAAAAAGAAUCGACUCAACUCAUUGAGCACAUUCGUAAAAAUCUUAAUGUAUAUCGUCGAGAUGAAGAUUGGCGAUCGAUUAGACUUGCUCAAAUUGAAAUUAAUUCUAUGAUCCGUCCUAUCCUUGAAACAAUGAAAAAUAUUAUUCGAACACUUUCUCUAUGGAAUAUGGAAUCGACUCAAGUAUUCAUUCAAUUGAACACUAUUACGCUCAGACAUCCGUCUGCAAUUUGUCUGUCUUGUUCAAAGAAAACUCAUCGUUUUGGCAAUAUUUGGAUUAAAAUUGAAGAUGUACAUGAAAUUGAUAAUGAAUGCAAUGCUUGCCAAUGCCCCAUGGACAAACACGUUCGAAUUGAUUAUGAACUUCAACAUUCACUUGUACAACAACCGUCAACUCUUCAUGUAAGUGAGAUGAUGCAUCUAUUAAAACAAUUAUGUACUGUCAGUGCUUUAUUCGCUCAUUACCUGUUCGAUGUUACUGAAAAUCGACAAUACGAUCCGUUUCUCGAUGGUCUUCAGAAGAUGAUUAAUGAAGAAGCUGAGAUUUGCCAUGCACAAGAUCCACAUUAUCUCAAUGAAUUUGUGUUUAGCGAACUUAAAAAGAUGAACAAUAAUUACAAAAAUCAACUACAAAACCUGACGUCAAACUCAAAAACGACUUCACUAACAACUAUUUACCAAUGGAUUCUUACCGCGAGUAAAUAUCCAAUAAUGGCAGAACAAAUGGCAGCUAUCAGAGAGUCUCGACAACUUCUAAUAAAAAAACAUGAAUAUGAAGUACCAAACUAUCCGACAAACCAAUUGGAUUAUACUAACAUAUCCAUGUAA
This is a messenger RNA of Rotaria socialis, 2922 nucleotides long. The record is from the annotation of a GenBank genome assembly. Lineage: Eukaryota; Metazoa; Rotifera; Eurotatoria; Philodinida; Philodinidae.